Molecule: messenger RNA, 4455 nt
Organism: Daktulosphaira vitifoliae (grape phylloxera)
Lineage: Eukaryota; Metazoa; Arthropoda; Insecta; Hemiptera; Phylloxeridae
Product: very low-density lipoprotein receptor-like
Exons: 16
Coding region: 483-3368 (961 amino acids)
Molecular function (GO): protein binding; calcium ion binding
Source: RefSeq, a predicted model, not a curated record
CGAGUUCGGUCCAGCCACCCAGUCGUCAGUGGAUCGUUGCGCUCAGACGUCGCUGGCCGUGUGUGUUUAUGCGCGUUCCUUCGUAUUGCGGCCCCGCCGAUCUCUUAUUUUCUCAACACUUUUCUCCGUGUUGACAGACAACGCCGGUCUGCUCUAUGACGUACAACCACUUUAGAUAAUAAUUCAUUAAACUCGGCUUCGUUUUAUUCGUCCUUCCAAACGGAAAAAAUCACACUUAAAAAAUAUAGCGAGCUCAUAGUUACCGAUUAUAUUGUUCUAGCGGUUCGAGUUAUUAUUUACAGUAGUACUUAUUAUAUAAUAUAGUGAUAUUUAUGAAAAUCGUGAGUUUCCGUUUGAAAUAAUCGUUUUAUUGAUUAGAAUUUAGAGUGAAUUUUUUUUUUUUUUUUUGGAAAGCACCUUUUUUGUUUGCUUUGAGCUUGUUAUUGAAUUUAAACCGAACGAUUUGUGAUAACACGGUGAAAAUGAGGACUCUAGUAGCCGUUACGUUUGUAGCGGUGUUAUCAAUUUUAAUUUUUGGCGCCAACUCAACUCACACUAUUAUUACUCCGACCGUUAAAUCUGUCAUGUUAAAAAAUGUCGCCAAUAAUACGAUCCUAGUGCCAGUCAAAAGCCCCGUCACUCCAACCAAAAGACCUAAGCCUCAUGUCGAUUGCACGUUAAGGCAGCAUACUUGCGGCAAUGGAAAAUGCGUACCUUUAGCUUGGACUUGUGAUGGCGAUGACGAUUGCGGGGACAACACUGAUGAAUCGCUAGAGUUGUGUAAAAAUGCUCUGAUAAACAAUACAUGUCCAGAAAACGAAUUUAAAUGCAAAAAUGGGCAUUGUAUAUCGGUUCACUGGCUUUGUGACAAUGAAGAAGAUUGCAAAGAUGGCAGUGACGAGAGCGAAAGUAUAUGCCGUUUAGCAAACAAUAGAACCUGUAAAGAGGGACAGUUUGAAUGCCAAAAAGGAGUAUGCGUGUCUCGGAGUGUUUUGUGUGAUGGCUACCCAGAUUGCCCUAAUGGUGCCGAUGAAGAGUACCAUUGUAAGAAACGGGUAUGCAAUGCAGACGAGUUCACUUGCAGAGGAACCAAAGGAGAAUGCAUACCUUUGACUUGGAUGUGCGACGGUAACCCUGACUGCUCGGACGGUUCGGAUGAAAAGGAAUGCAAUGAAACUUGUAGAGAUGAUGAGUUCACAUGUAGCAACGGCAAAUGCAUACAAAAAAUUUGGAAAUGUGAUCGUGACGAUGACUGUCAAGAUGGAUCUGACGAGCGUGACUGUCCUAACAUAACUUGCUCCCAGUCAGAAUUUGCCUGUGUUAAAGAUAAUAUAUGCAUCUCUUUGAACUGGAGAUGUGACGGUGAUUUUGACUGUACUGAUAAAACGGAUGAAUUAGGAUGUGAGGGUACAACUAGGGUGUCCGAGUGUAGAGCUGCCGAGUUCGAGUGCGAAGAUCGUAGCCAUUGUAUCAUGCAAUCUUGGGUGUGUGAUGGCAGUGUGGAUUGCGCAGAUGGUUCUGACGAAUCUCCUCAACGAUGUCAUAACACCACUUGUCGAUCGGAUCAGUUCCGAUGUAGAGACAACACGUGUAUUCCUGGAUUUCUAUACUGUUCUGGUACGGCAGAAUGUGCGGACGGUAGCGAUGAAGAAAAUUGCAAAGAACCAGUGCAUAAAUGUGAUCCUUACAACGAAUUUGAAUGCGGAGGAGGCGUUUGCAUAUCAAUAAACAAAGUAUGCGACAAAAAACCAGAUUGUCCUGGUUUUGAAGAUGAACAGCAAGACAAUUGUAAUGUCAACGAGUGUCUGAUUAAUAAUGGUGGCUGUUCUCAGACUUGUAUUGAUCUACCACACACGUUUAGAUGUGAUUGCAAACCUGGAUUUAAGCUUACUAAUAACAACACAUGUGAAGAUGUAAAUGAAUGUGAAAUUCAGGGUAGCUGUUCCCAGAUUUGUAUCAAUGAGAAAGGAACAUAUAAGUGCGAAUGCCACCAGGGAUAUCUUCGAGAUCCACAAGAUCACACACGGUGCAAAGCAAUGGAAGGCCACGCUUCUCUAUUAUUCUCAAUGCAACACAACAUCCGAAAGAUAUCACUUGACCAUCGUGAAAUGUCUGCCAUUAUUAACAGUACCAAAUCAGCGACCGCUAUUGAUUUUGUAUUUCGAACCGGUAUGAUAUUCUGGGGAGAUGUAUCCGAGAAAAAAAUCUACAAAGCACCUAUUGAUGAAGGAAGAGAGCGAUCCAUUGUAGUUGAAAGUGGUUUAUCAUCAGCUGAUGGUUUAGCCGUGGACUGGAUAUAUGGUCAUAUAUACUGGACAAAUGCCGAAAAAGACUCUAUCGAAUUAGCUAACUUUGAGGGAAACAUGCAAAAGACUUUGUUUAAAUCUGAACUCAAGGAACCUAGAUCGAUUGCCGUAGAUCCACUUAGAGGAUGGUUAUAUUGGACUGAUUGGGGAAGUGAAGCGAAAAUCGAACGAGCUGGCAUGGAUGGUACUCAUCGGCAAGUCAUUGCAUCAUUUGAUGUUAAAUGGCCUAAUGGUCUUACUUUGGAUCUCGUUUCUGAGCGGUUGUAUUGGGUAGAUGCAAAGCUGCACUCAAUCUCGUCCUGUAAUUUUGACGGUAGCCAACGCCGUUUAGUGUUAUUCAGUCCAACUUGGUUACCUCAUCCUUUUUCUAUAUCAACAUUCGAAGAUUCGUUGUAUUGGUCCGACUGGAAUAAGAAGGCUAUUAUCAGAGCAAACAAAUUUAACGGUUCCAAUGUAACUACUGUUACGUCACUGCAUAUGGCACAAAAUCCUAUGGUAGUACACGUAUAUCAUCCCUACAGACAACCUGAUGGCAUAAAUCAUUGUGCCGCUGUAAACGGCCACUGUUCUCAUUUGUGUCUUCCAGCUCCUCAAAUCAGCGAUAAGUCACCCAAAAUAACUUGCGCUUGUCCAAAUGGUCUUAUGCUAAUGGCUGAUGGUUUAAUGUGUGCUGAAGAAGUCAAGAAUACAGUGGUUUCAAUGAAACCCAAUUAUAAAAAAACCGGUUCAAUGACACUGAUACAUAUGAACAGGACCAUGAUACCAACAAAUGUUGUCAAUCAUAAAGAACAAGAAGAUAAUGGGCUCAUAGCAGCAGUCAUUAUAUUUUCGGGAACAUUAUUGAUAACUCUGGCAGCUUUGGGAGCUUUCUUGCUAUACAGACAUUACCUCCACCGUAAUGUUACUAGCAUGAACUUCGAUAAUCCAAUCUACAGAAAAACUACGGAAGAUCAAUUUACAUUAGAAAAAAGUCAAUAUCAACCAGCUAGGAUUUAUCCGACAUCAAUUGGCGAAGAGGCCCAAGAGCCAUUGACGAGACCUGGAACUAAUGAUUAUGUCUGAAGUAGACCGUUAUAGUUUUUUAAAUAUAACUAUUACACUAGUCAAUGAUAAAUUACAUUAAACAAUUACGUCCAAUUAAUAACAAAUAUCUAAGAAGUUACCAAAAUCUUUCGUCUAGAACGUAAUAAAAGUGUUCAAUCAUUUCAAAAAAUUCUGAAUUUUAAAUUAUUUUCUGUCAAAAUUAAGCAGUGGAGAUAUUUCUGAAUUUUUUUUUUAAUCAAAGAUAUAAAGAUUACUUUAUUCUUGAGCUAUUUUUUUUUAAACGUUACAGUUCCUAUUAUUUACUUUUAUUAAUUUAUAUUAUUAUGUUAGUGUAAAAAUGUCUAGUAACAUUUUAUUUAAGCUACUAUAUACGGUUUGCCUUAAUGACAGAGGUAUGAUGUGUCAAAGCGGUUAUCUUGUUGUAUAAUUUAUUAUUGUUUUGCUCAAACUAGAAAUCCUUCGAUCUGUGUCAAAUCGUAAUUUUAUUUAUUAUUGAUCAGUGAAUAUUAUAUAAUAUCUUUUAUUAAUUUUUGGAUUAUUUAUAAAAAAAAUAAUAUUUAUUUUAUCGAAUUAUAAACAUGUGAAUAGUUUGCAUAGUUGUAUUGUUGUGUAGCCAAUUUAACAGCUAUUCAUAUUUAUUAUAAAAAGUAGUCCUGUUAUAUAUUUACAAAAAAUGUCUAAGCUUUAUUUCCUAAAUUAUCUCAAGAGAACAAAAUGUGUUUUACUUACAAUUGGAUUUAUUAAAAUUUAUUAUUAUAUCUUGUAUGUUAUCAUAUAUUGUGGUGUAUAAAAAAGAACCAGUGAGGUGUUAAUAGUGGAUAGUUCUAUUGUUCAUACUAAUUUUAAUAAACCCAUUACUUUUUUCCAGUUCUAUUGUAAAUUUUUAAAUGGCUAAAAUACUUCCUUAAAAAUAAGUAGUAUUUAAUUCAUUAACUAUUCUGAAAAAAUAUAUUUCAUAAAAUGAGAUUAUUUUUAUGAUUGUAAAACCUUGUUAGAUAAUAAGUUUUUAUUAUUUAACUGUGAUUUUUUUUUUUUUGAUAAUAAUUUGGUUAAUAGAAAAAUUCACUUUUUGUAAACUUAAUAAAUUAGAUAAUUGGUUUGUUAA